Molecule: messenger RNA, 2280 nt
Organism: Erigeron canadensis
Lineage: Eukaryota; Viridiplantae; Streptophyta; Magnoliopsida; Asterales; Asteraceae
Product: wall-associated receptor kinase 5-like
Exons: 3
Coding region: 1-2280 (759 amino acids)
Biological process (GO): protein phosphorylation; cell surface receptor signaling pathway
Cellular component (GO): plasma membrane
Molecular function (GO): ATP binding; polysaccharide binding; calcium ion binding
Source: RefSeq, a predicted model, not a curated record
AUGCUUCUUCUUUUCACACUUCUGCUAUCUAAUGUACCAUUGUCAUUGGCAUCACUGCCAACGGCUGAAGCCAAAAAUAUUCAAAGUCCCCUUGAAAACAUAGCCAAGCCAGGCUGCAAAACACGAUGUGGGAAUUUGACGGUUCCAUAUCCUUUUGGUAUCGGUGUGGGUUCAGGUUGUUCACUGGACAAGACGUUUGACAUGACCUGCAACUCAACUUACAACCCCCCAAGGCUAUUCAUUAAAACAGGAAACAUACAAAUAUCCAAAAUUUCAGGUUUUGAAAUGUGGUCUACUGAUAUUUCUGUUACUUUCAGAUGCUACAACGAAUCUGGAGGCGUGACAAGUAACAAUAGCGGGUGGACUAACUUAAGGACGACGCCUUUUGUCUUUUCCCAAAAGAAUAAGUUCACGGUCGUUGGGUGUGAUGAUGUCGCCCUAAUCACAGGGGCAGAUCGGAAUGGGGGUAACUUCUCUACUAGCUGUUACGGAUUAUGUAACAAGCCUGCAGAUGUCCUUAAUGGGACUUGCUCAGGAAUCGGUUGUUGUCAGGCAUCUAUACCAAGGGGUCUCAAAAGAUAUGCUUCUGACACUCUUUCCUUAACAAACCAUACAGGAGUCUUUGAAUUUAAUCGUUGUGGUUUUGCAUUUCUUGGUGAGGAAACGAGUUUUCAGUUUCGUGGUGUAGAUGAUCUGUCUAAUGCAACCGAGUUUUAUUCUAGGAUAUCAUCCGAUGUUCCGACUGUGUUAGAGUGGGUAAUUGAAAGCAACCAGAGCUGUGUCGAGGCCAAUGUGUGCAAAGGAAACAGCUCGUGUACUGAGAUAGAUUUUGGUGGAUAUCGUUGCAGCUGCAAUAAAGGUUACCAGGGGAAUCCUUAUCUUGAUCCAGGCUGCCAUGAUAUCAAUGAGUGUGAUGUUAAUAGCAACAUCUCCUGUUAUGGGGUUUGCAUCAACACAGAAGGGAGUUACACUUGUAAAUGUUUGCCAGGAUACACGGGUAAUGCAGAUACACAAGAUGGUUGUCAACCUAAUAAUUCUAAUGGCUCAAAAUUUCCGGUGAUGGUAUUUACAUUAGCUCUGGUAUUUGGCUUGGUGGCUAUACUGUCUGGAUUGAUCGGGAUUUUCUUUGGCCUAAGGAAAAGGAAACUAAUCAAACUACGAGAAAAGUUCUUUGAGAAAAACGGCGGUGUGUUUUUGAAACAAAAGCUCAAUACACCAGGGACUAGUGAUUCAGUGACUAUGUUUACUGCAGAACAGCUUCGGACAGCUACUGACAACUACUCUGAGAAGCAAAUUGUGGGGUGUGGUGGUUAUGGUGUAGUGUAUAAAGGAAUAUUGCCUGAUAAGCGUGUCGUUGCAGUAAAGAAAUCUAAACUAGUAGAUGGGACACAAGCAGAACAAUUUAUCAAUGAAGUCUUGAUCCUCACACAAGUCAUUCAUAGAAAUGUUGUCAAGCUUUUAGGAUGUUGCUUGGAAGAGGAGGUCCCAGUACUUGUCUAUGAGUUCAUCUCUAACAAUACUCUUUUCUAUCACAUCCAUCAUAGAUCGGGUGGAACGAGUUGGUUAUCAUGGGAGAAUCGGUUAAGAGUUGCUAUUGAAGCUGCAAGUGCGCUUGGAUACCUUCAUUCACAAGCCGGCAUGCCUAUCAUACAUAGAGAUGUCAAAUCUACAAAUAUAUUACUAGAUGAAAACUACACCACCAAAAUUUCUGAUUUUGGUGCUUCGAGGUUAGUCCCCUUGGAUCAUGAUCAAGUCACUACUCUAGUUCAAGGUACACUAGGGUACCUUGAUCCUGAAUACUUUCACACGAGCCAAUUAACCGAUAAGAGUGAUGUAUAUAGCUUUGGAGUAGUCCUUGCGGAACUCAUAACCGGGCAAAAGCCACUUUCCGCUGAUAGAACUAAUGAAGAAAAGAAUUUAGCAACAUACUUUGUCAAGGCGGUGAAGGAAAGCCGCCUAUUUGAAAUUGUUGAACCACGAGUUUUACGCGAAGGAACCCUUGAACAAUUACAAGUAAUGGGUGAUCUAGUAAAGAGAUGUCUUAGUUUACAUGGCAAUGAUAGACCAACUAUGAAAGAAGUGGCAAUGGAAUUAGAGGGCUUAAAAAGGUUCAAGACUCAUCAAUGGAGCCAAAACCAUACACAUGAGGAGGCUAGAAGCUUGAUCCUAGAAGUCGAGCCAUCUGAUCUUUAUGAUGUCCCAUUGAUUCCAUAUAGUAUUAGUGACUGGGGAUCUUACUCCAGUACUAGUAUGACAUUUCAAGAAAGCAAACCGCGUUAA